Vicia villosa (hairy vetch) is the source of this 1749-nucleotide messenger RNA. RefSeq lists its product as uncharacterized. The record is from RefSeq and is a predicted model, not a curated record. The transcript is spliced from 4 exons. The coding region runs from base 1 to 1749 and encodes 582 amino acids. Gene Ontology annotation, molecular function: zinc ion binding; nucleic acid binding. NCBI's taxonomy places the organism in Eukaryota, Viridiplantae, Streptophyta, Magnoliopsida, Fabales, Fabaceae.
AUGGCUGGGCAACACAGAGGUCCCGGAAGGCCCAGAACAAGGAAUGUGGAGCCCGAGCAACCAUCCGGAAGUGCAGGCGUGCCUUGGCAACAGAUGAUGCAGCAAAUGAUGCAGCAAAACCAGAUGAUGGCUCAAAUGAUGCAAGGCAUGCAAGGACAACAACCUCCUACUCAAGCUCCCGUUCCUCAAGCUGCAGCUGGACCAGAUUUUCGUGCCUUCUUCAGGAUGGAUCCUCCAGAGUUUGUUGGUGGACUUGACUCACUCUUGGCUCAUGAUUGGUUAGCUGGUAUGGAGAGGGUAUUUCAAGCUAUUCAGUGUACUGAAGAGGAGAAGGUGAUCUUUGCUACUCAGAAGAUGAAGGGACCAGCUCUUAGGUGGUGGAACACUGCAUCUACUUAUUUCACCACACAAGAGAUUCCUAAGGAUUGGCAACACUUCAAAGUGGCAUUCUUGGAGAAGUAUAUCCCUAAUAGUGUGAGGACUCAGAAGGAGCGAGAAUUCCAGAACUUCAAGCAAGGUGACAUGUCUGUUUCAGAGUAUGCAGAGAAGUUUGAGGACUUGGCAGACUACUCCAGACAAGCUGUUUAUGCUCCAGAUGAACUAUGCAAGAUUGAUCAUUUGAAGAGGGUUCAAGAAGAAAGGAACCAGAACAGGACUAACUUUAGGGAGCAAGGGAGAUCUACUCAAAACAUGAGGCCCCGUAAUCCUCCACCAAAGAUGAAGCAAAGCCACGGUGACCGUUUCCCCCGACCACCCUUUUGUGAUAAGUGUAGGAAGAAGCACACUGGAAAUUGUGAGGUUUAUCCUGUCAGAUGUUUUGUGUGUGGCGAGCAAGGUCACGUGAUGAGGAAUUGCCCGAAGAAGAGAUCUCCAGAAAAGACUGCAGGUCGUGUUUAUACUUUGGAUUCGAGGAAGGCCAAGGGAAACAACAAUCUCAUUGCGGUGAUCUUCAUUGAUGAUAUUCUUGUGUAUUCUCGUACUCCCGAAGAUCAUGAAGAACACUUGCGGAUUGUGUUAUCUACUCUGCGAGAGAAACAAUUGUAUGCCAAGUUCAGUAAGUGUGAAUUUUGGCUAUCCGAAGUAAGUUUUCUCGGUCACGUCAUCUCUGGAGGAGGCGUGGCAGUGGAUCCUUCUAAAGUAGAAGCGGUGGUGAAUUGGGAUAGGCCAAAGAGUGUGACUGAAGUCAGAAGCUUCUUAGGUUUGGCAGGCUAUUACCGGAGAUUUAUUAUGGGGUUUGCUAAGUUAGCCUUACCAUUGACAAAGCUUACGCGAAAAGAGGUUGCUUUUGAAUGGGACUCCGAGUGUGAGCAGAGUUUCCAGAAACUUAAGAAGAAGUUGACUACUGCACCCGUGUUAGUAAUUCUGGAUCCAAACCGAUCCUAUGAGGUGUUCUGCGACGCUUCUAAGAAAGGAAAGGCUAACAAAGUGGCAGAUGCGUUAAGUAGGAAGGAAUUUCGAGUUGCGGAGUUGAUGAUGUUAGAACAUGACUUAUUGGAAAGGUUUCGAAAUCUUAACCUUCAGUUUGAAUGGGCACCCAAUGGUGUGUUGAUCAGUAAUUUGAGCAUUCAGAAUGAGCUACGAGAAAGAAUUCGGAUAUUCCAAGGGUAUGAUGAGCAAUUGCAAGCGAGCGAAGGCAUGCCUGAUUUUGUGAGAGCACCUGAUGGAGUAAUCUUGUUUAAGCAACGGAUGUGUGUACCUAAUGAUUCUGAGUUGAAGCGUUUGAUUAUGGAUGAAGCACACAAGAGUUGA